AUGCCGACGACCGCGGAGAUGGCUGCUGUCUGCGUGGGCGGGCACGUGGCGGCCCAGCCGCCGCUGCUGCGCCUGCGCCGUGGGCUGCGGUCACCGAGUGGCGGCUCCAUCUGCCCGCCGAAGGCGGCAGAGGCGGCCGACGCGGAGGACGGUACCGCCGCCCGCGCGGACGCCGCCGCGGCGGUGGCGGCCUACGAGCCGGAGGACAACGAGGAUGAGGACGAGAGCCGCGAGAGCAUCCAACUGCUCACCAUCGCGCCGCCCUCGCCCGCGGCGCGGCCCUCGCCACCUGCCGCGGCUCUCUCCGCGUGGCCUGGCGGCGGAGGCGCGGCGCCGGCCGGAGUGGCGGCGGGCCUCGGGGCCGCGGCCGCCGCGGGGUUGCUGUGGACCCACGGGCGCGCCCAGGCCGACGUGCUGCGCGGCAGCGCCGUCGCGGGGCCGCCGCACAGGCCGGACCUGGCCGACGACGGGACGGUGCACGCAGCAGUCGCGAGCGCCGUGGUGGUGACGGUGGCGCUGGCGUCCUCCGUGGUCGUGCGGCGCUGUGUCGGCGCCCCGCCAGGAGAGCCCGCGCCGCUGUCGCCUGGCGCCCUCGCCGCCGCGGCCGGCGCCCGUGCGGCGGGCGACCGCGCCGGCGCCACCCUGGUGCCAGACGGCUCGCCCAGCAAGGGCGAGCGCCGCUGCGCUGCGGGGUGGUGGUGCGUUCGGGACGGCCUGGGCGCGUCGACGGAGCUGAAGGUGUACAUGGUGCUCUGGGCGGUGGCCGCGGAGACGCUGAGCCACUGCUGGCUCUCCGCGGCGGGCGUCUGGGCCGCCCACUUUGACAUAUGUCACGGGCGCUUGCCCGGCCUCAGCGACGGGGACCUGUACAGCCGGAACCCCGAUGACCUGGCUGGGGCCUACAGCGUCAUUUUCUGCAACCUGUUGGGGACCUUCGUCAUGGGGAGCGCGACCGUGUGCGCCCAGGAGUGGGCGGCGGCGCAGAGCGGCGCGGCGCUGGCGGCGCACCAGGCGUCGCUGGCGCUGCGCCUCGGCUUCUGCCCGUGCAUCACGACGUUCCCGGGCGCGGUGCAGGUCUCCGUCUCCCUGGUCGAGCACAAGGCCAGGCUGUUCGCCGUGCUCAGCCUCUUUGGCGGCCCCAUCCUGUUCGGCGUCGGAGCGAAAGUCGCCCGAAGGGUCCUGGAGACCUCAGAGGUCCAGCUCAGCGCCAGCUUCGCGAACGGGUCGGUCAAGACCAUGCUGGUGGCCUUCAUCGUCGCGAGCGCCGUGGUCGAAUACGGCCGCGCGCCCCUGGCGCUCUGCUGCGGCUGGGUCAUGUCCGCCGCGGCCUGCCUGGCGGCGGACGCCGUGACCUCGCUCGCGCCCGCGGACUCCAUGUGGGGCGUGCGCUGGGCAACGGUCAUCGCGAACUUGUGCGCCCUGAGCCUCAUGGCUUGCCACCAGACCGUGUCCUCGUCCCUGAAGCUGCUCCAGUUCAGCAGCAGCGACGCCUCUGUGAUCAUCCCCGGGGGGCAAAUUCCAGACGACCUUCUGUAG
Prorocentrum cordatum is the source of this 1536-nucleotide messenger RNA. The record is from the annotation of a GenBank genome assembly. NCBI's taxonomy places the organism in Eukaryota, Dinophyceae, Prorocentrales, Prorocentraceae.